GACACUUGGCUCAGCUGAGUGCGCUUCCUGGUGGAGAAACUUUCUGCCCUCAUCUGGCCCCUCUCCAGAAAAAGCAGAUCCCUAAAAGGAUUGUGUUUCAAGUAGGCAGAUUAAUGGAAAUGAGAGUUUUAGGCCAAGGCAAUCCCAGGAGAAGUGGGAACAAGGAUUCCCUCUACAAGGGAGGGGCCCUUGGCUCUGUAGAGGAUGUGCGGUCCCCUUCCCCCGGCCCAACACUAGUCAGGAUCUUGGGCAUUCGCAAGCCCAGAGUGUUUCAAGUUGACUGGGUAUCCGAACCCGCGGUAGGCCAUGUGGCUUCGGCACUGUAGAGCGGCAUGCCUGCUCUGCCCACCAAGGCUAGGCCCACAUGUCUUAGAGGCUGCCCUUUCUCGGUAUUUGUUCUGACUGUCCCCAAACAUGAACUAACCCCAUGCUGUCUGCCUGCAGAAUUUCCUAUGACCCAGCAAGGUACCCCAAGUACCUGCCUGAAGCCUACUGCCUAUGCCGUGGCUGCCUGACCGGACUCUUCGGGGAGGAGGACUUCCACUUCCGCAGCACCCCAGUGUACAUGCCCACGGUCAUCCUGCGCCGAACCUCGGCCUGCGCGGGUGGCCGCUCAGUGUACACAGAGGACUAUGUCACCAUCCCCGUGGGUUGCACCUGCGUCCCCGAACAGGAGAAGGAUGCCGACAGCAUCAACUCCAGCAUUGACAAGCCGGGCGCCAAGCUUCUGCUCGGCCCCAAUGACCAGCCGGCCGGCCCCUGAAGCCCAUGGUUGCCUGGGUCACCUCUCCUGGGAGCAUUUCUGCUGCCCUUGGGGGGUUUGGUUGGCAAGCUUAUGACAGGAUAAGCUAAGACACAAGAGUAAGACAUGACCAGAGUGGCCUUCCUAGCUAGACUAGUUAGCAGGUUACUCUGAUGUGUGCAUUCCUCGGUUCAUGUUUGGGCUGUGAGCUGAGUUGGUGAAAGCUGAUGAGAAGUGGCCCAGGCACAGGGCAUCGUGUGCCUGCUUAGCUCCAGGCCAGGCCAGUCCACCCAGUCGGGUGUCUCGACCAGGCCUCAGGCCCCUCCUCACCCAGCUGCAGUGGGUGCUAUGUGCAGGGUCUUCAAAAGUUUGUGGAAAAUGUGUAUUGUGAAAAAACUGCAUGGGUUUCGAAAUUUGGGGUCACCAAAACAAACCUGUACUUUAUUCCCAUUUCCAUGAACUUUUUGAAGUCCCUUCAUAUAUGCUUUUUUUAAAACUAUUUUUUAAAAGUAGAUUUUAAAAGUAGAUAUUCCUACUUUUCUAUUUGACUGUUUUAAAUAGGGGCAGAAACUAUUUUUAUAUUAGCAAUUUAGAGCCAACUAUGUUGAAAAUAUUUUACUUGACAUAGAAACAGUUUAUAAACAUCAGUUUUUACUUCCUCUGGUAGUUUUUAGAGGCAUAAUUGGAAUUCUCAGAUAAACUCUUUUUGGCUGGCACUGAGGGCUGGGUCUCUGAACUCAGCCUGUCACGAUGCCUGCCACAAUGAAAUGGAUGAGUCUGAAUUCGACUCACUCUUCCUUCCUUGAUGGUCUUCACAGGCUGACAGAUGAGGCAAAGGGAUGCACUGGGGGCUUGUUAAUCCUGCAAGGGGCAAAGUGUUCCAGCAACCUCAAAGUUGGCUUUUUUCACUUUUGAAAGCCAUUGGGGCCAAUCUAUGGGUAAAAUCAGGUGAGAAGAGGUGGGAUGAGACACCUUUGACAUUUCUCAGAAAGACGCCAAGCAAGCAUUGGCUCAGUUUUAAGCGUUUGGCGAUCAGGCCAAAUAUGAGGAGCAAAUGGGUCAAAUCAGAUUUUCAGAGAUCAGUACUGAGACCUCUUUCUGUAUCUUACAAUGUGAGCUUAAUCCAUACUCCUUCCUUAGGCUGGAUGUUACUUUGCUGAACAGUUAUUUGUAAAAAUUAGAAAUUCUUUUAAAUCAUUAAAAUAACUACAGGUGAAGGCUAUGUUGGCUGAGUGCAUUUCUCUCUGGAUUUUGCCUGGAUGGAGACUCAACUGAGUUUUAGAGGAAGUAUAUGUUAACUAAAUCUUUACUUUGUCAGUUUUAUGGUUGAGGUUUAAAUCAUCAAGAUUUGAUUUAGUCUCAGAAAGGUCCACUAGUCAUGUAAAGUCAGUCUUUCUGUAUGUCUUUCAGCCCUAAGUUUCAGCUAGCACAGAGAUAGGCGGUUACUGUCUCCGCAGUACCAUUAGCCUGAGUUUGAUGGCAAAGAAAGGUCUCUCUGAAAACUUUCAACACCUACCAAAUACUGACAAAAGACAUGUAUGAAAAACACAAAACCAAAUAAAAUACAGAUUGUCCAAAUAAGAUGUUUAAAGUCAAAAGUAUAGCUGUUAGGCUAACCCCAAAGCAUACUUUAACAGAGCUGGAACCCCCAUGGCUGGCCAUAGUUCAAAUCCUGGUCCUGGGGACUUAAAAAACAUGCUGG
This is a messenger RNA of Tupaia belangeri chinensis (Chinese tree shrew), 2444 nucleotides long. RefSeq names its product interleukin 17D (gene IL17D). Gene Ontology annotation, molecular function: cytokine activity. The record is from RefSeq and is a predicted model, not a curated record. Bases 428 to 763 code for a protein of 111 amino acids. Lineage: Eukaryota; Metazoa; Chordata; Mammalia; Scandentia; Tupaiidae. Gene Ontology annotation, cellular component: extracellular region. The transcript has a single exon. Gene Ontology annotation, biological process: inflammatory response.